AUGGACGAAGAGGAGGAGGAAGUAACAGAUUUGAAGCUGCAAUUGUUUCACAAUACAGUACGCGAGCACAUUAUAUUUUUGCUGCUAAUAAUAUUGCUAUAUUUUACCUCAUAUGUGGUGGUGUCUCGGUAUCGACGUCGCGAUCGUGACGAUCUCUACUCGAAUGACGAGGAUGAGGUGCUUGUCUAUCGCAUAAGUUUCUGGCUCUGCACAUUCACGCUAGCGGUGGCCGGAGGAGCUGCCAUGCUCCUGCCUGUCUCGAUAGCCAGCAAUGAGGUUCUGUUGCUUUAUCCCAACAGCUACUAUGUCAAGUGGCUAAAUAGCUCGUUGAUUCAGGGUCUCUGGAAUCACGUAUUUCUCUUCUCCAACCUAUCGCUCUUCAUAUUUCUGCCAUUUGUGUAUCUCUUUUCCGAAUCCACGGGCUUCGUGGGUCACAAGAAGGGCAUAUUGGCGCGCGUCUAUGAAACCUUUAUAGUAUUUAUGCUAAUGGCUAUCAUAGUCUUAGUGCUGACCGCCGUACUCUCCGCUGUGUUUGGCAUUGAAAAAUUUCAGUUCUUUUGGUUUCUAAGCCUGGGCAGCGUACACUUGCCAUUCCUUUACUCUUGCGUCUCAUUUCUGGGCGUUAUGCUAAUGCUGAUUUGCACACCCUACGGUUUUAUACGCCUCUUUGGUGUUGUUAACCAGGUUCUGGCGAAGCCUCUGCUCCUGCGUGAUCCCUACGAGGAGCUAACAGCCUUCUACUUGGAGGAGGCCAGCGUGAAGCGCAAGUUGGCUGUCAUUGAGCUGCAGAAUGUGAGUUUCAGUGAAUCGGGGGCUUUGAAUGGUCAUAUGACCAAUCGAAAUCGCAGCCACGCACCACUUCAUCAUUCGCUAGCGCAUCUGUAUCAACGGGCGGUGCUGGGCAGUGAUGUGACCGCCCAGCAGGAGCAGCUCAACGAAAGACUGAGAGAAUUGGCGUCUGAGCGCAAAGAGCUGGACAAAUUGCAGAAGUCCAGCACAUUUCAACGUACAUUCAUCUACCCAGUGGCCAUGCUGCUCCUCCUCUUCUGCACCGGCAUGACCAUAUUGCUGGUGGUGCAGAAUACGCUGGAGCUACUGAUUGGCAUUAAGGCGCUGCCGCUGAGCACAAGGCAAUUCACGUUGGGCAUUUCAUCGCUGUCGAAACUGGGACCCAUUGGUGCUAGUCUAGAAGUCUGCUUGAUCUUCUAUUUGGGAGCCACUUCUGUGGUGGGUUUCUAUAGCAUGCCCUUUAUGCGCAACGUACGACCAAAGAAGCGCAACACCUCAUUACCACAGCUAAUGUUAAACUGUGGCAUUAUGUUGGUGUUGUCCUCGGCACUGCCGUUACUAAGUCGCAUUAUAGGCAUUACAAAUUUCGAUUUGCUCGGCGAUUUUGGGGCAAUCGAGUGGCUUGGCAAUUUUCAAAUUGUUCUGCUAUACAAUUUGGUGUUUGGGACGACGACGGCGCUGUGCUUGGCCAACAAAUUUACGGCGACGGUGCGGCGCGAGCUACGCGCACGGUUAGUGGAGAACUAUGUGCUCUUUACUAACUACAUGAGCUUUAUCAACUGAUAUUUACUGAAGCGGCACGACAAAGACGCCACUCGCGCCGGGCUCCUCAAGCUCCUGUGGCGCGUCUUGGAGCGUUUGCGGCAGCGCGAGGGCAUUGUCGUAAUGUCGCCGCUUAAAAAUCUGGCUAGUUUAUAUGCCAAGUCUCAGAACAGCAAUAAUCUAAGUGUUAAUCAUAGGAAUAGAAGUAGUAGACGCCCGAUUACUACCACCAAGGCCACUAGUCGCCAGGCAAACGAUAUGGACUGUUGAGAAGGCAAUGUGUAGCGCUCGGAAAUAUUGAUGAAAUAUUGAGAUAAAGUCAAAACUUAUAAAAGUAGUGCAGAACUGAUAUUUACAUACAUGUUGUUCCCUUUUAUUUGCGGGAUUAAUUGUUGAUCACAUUAGCAGAUCAGGCAAUGGCCUUUUGUGGGAAGAUACCCACACGGUCGCCUUUUCGUCAUAUAAAAUCUCAUGUUUGUUGUACUAACUUGUAUAUUUUUAUUAUUUUUACUAAAUGUUGUGCGUGUGCAACAAAUUGCAGUCAGCAAUUUAGCUUAAAUGUAACACGACAGUCUUGUAUAUGUAAACAUUUGCGUAUAUAUUCGAUUAAGGCAAUUAUCUAUAUUAUUAAACAAUGUUCCUUAAGUAGAGAAUAAGAUGAAGAGCGGCUCCAUACCACAUCAUUUCAUUUUUUAUUUAAUUCUCAUCAUAGUUCGUGGCAUACUCAAAUUUCUAACACCCUUUAUACAUACAUACAUACAAGCAUACAAUCAUCUAAAUUUUAUGUGAUAAAGUAAAUAAAUACAUUUUAACGAUAUUAACUUAUCAUGAA
Scaptodrosophila lebanonensis is the source of this 2383-nucleotide messenger RNA. RefSeq names its product protein Lilipod (gene lili). Gene Ontology annotation, biological process: signal transduction. Bases 1 to 1572 code for a protein of 523 amino acids. Gene Ontology annotation, molecular function: transmembrane signaling receptor activity. NCBI's taxonomy places the organism in Eukaryota, Metazoa, Arthropoda, Insecta, Diptera, Drosophilidae. The transcript is spliced from 8 exons. The record is from RefSeq and is a predicted model, not a curated record.